GCGGCGAGCAGCGACGCCGUAUCUUUGGAUGUUUUCCGCGACGGCUUGCAGAUUUUGAAGGACGACGGCGUCGAAUUCUCCCCUGUCUCAAAACCCGCUAAGGACAGCAACCCCGUCAUCCUCCUGGAUAGUGACGACGAUUCGCCUGCGCCUUCCUCGGCGAUCCCAGCCAAGCAGCUUGGCGCGCUCCUUCCAGCGGAGAUGGUGUCACUGGCGCCACGCACCGCCAAGCGCAGACUCGUCGCGCUGGAGGCGCGCGAGAAGGGGGCCGCGCCGUUUACGCCAGCCGCUGGCAAGAAAAGACGCAGUUCCAAGGGGCCUGGAAAAUCGAGCGGGGAGAAAGACAAGCGUGCUCCGGUGAAAAAACCCAUCGCUGAUUCGGCGGGGUCGCCGACCGAACCCCUGGAGAAGGCUGUGGCGCGCGGCCCGACGAGUGGGAAGGCACCCCGAUACGAGUUGUGCGCCAAGGGGAGGACGAGCGGCAAGCGCGUGUUUCUGUGUUCUCUGACAGCAUCUAACCCGUCCGCUGGCGAUUUCAUGAAAUCUUUGGUCGAGCACGUGAACGCCACCAAUUGCAACAAGAUUGAGGCCCUGAAG
Messenger RNA from Prorocentrum cordatum, 597 nucleotides. Lineage: Eukaryota; Dinophyceae; Prorocentrales; Prorocentraceae. The record is from the annotation of a GenBank genome assembly.